Messenger RNA from Trypanosoma rangeli, 375 nucleotides. RefSeq lists its product as uncharacterized. The coding region runs from base 1 to 375 and encodes 124 amino acids. The record is from RefSeq and is a predicted model, not a curated record. Lineage: Eukaryota; Euglenozoa; Kinetoplastea; Trypanosomatida; Trypanosomatidae. The transcript has a single exon.
AUGGCAACGAAGGAGAUUCAACUCCCACAGGCCCAACCUCGGGAGCGGGUGCUGCACCCGUGCGAUGUCAUUCAGCGUGGGACUUUUCAAAAGGAGAAUUCGGAACGCCUUCACCGCAUUCGCACCACGCUAGGCUGGGGUGCCGCGGCGGACACAGCCCUCACAGAGACAACGCUGCUCUCCACCCGUCGCCUCGGUGCGCUGCCUAGCAGCUUCGCGUUGUACCACCACUACCGCGGAACCGUGUCGGAGCUGACCCCAAUGGACCUAUACGGUCUGCCUGAAGACGACCCCAAUGUGCAGCCAUCCUCUCGCGCUAUUGUGGAGAGAUCCAUUUAUGGAUACGAGCUGACGAUGAAGAACCUGGGAAUGUAG